CCGCAGGCCGACGCUCUAUCCACUGAGCCAAACCGGUUUCGGCUUCCCUACCUUUUAGGAGGGCCAAGCUCAAGCUGUUUGCUACCCAACACCUUUUUUCUAUUAACUAAGAAUCCGGCCCAUCUGGGUAGCAACAGCCUCCUACUGCCAACAACCAAAGAUUUCACAUUUCUACGGGAUGGAAAGAGCCCUGGGAAGCCAGAGCCAGCUCCUCCCUGUUUUGCUUUGAAGACUGACACGCAAAGCAGGGAACACUUGAGCAGCCUGCAGUGGAAAGCUGGAGCCAUGGUGUGUGGCAGACGGAUGCAGGAGCAGAGAGCAGCCAGGGAGAGCAGAACUCGGAGGACGCGGUGGGGCAUGGCGGGGAAAAUUAAGUUCCUGGCUUGGCUAAUGGUAGCCAUCUGCCUCCUCCCUGGGUUGGCUACAACCCAGCACCACGAAGGGCAGCCCAUGGACAGCACCAGCGUGGCAGGUGGCCUGCAGGAGCCAGAGGCCCCGGAAGUGAUGUUUGAGCUGCUCUGGGCCAGGCUGGAGCUGGAUGUCACCGGGCAGCUGCACAUCCAGGACGAGGAACUGGCGUCCACACGUCCAGGCCGCCGACUCGGGCUCCUCCUGCAGCACCACGUGCCCAGUGACUUGGAGGGCGCUGAGCAGCGGCUGCAGCAGUUCCAGGACCUGCGGAAGGGGCCUCCUCUUAGCCCCUGGGAUUUUGAACAUCUGCUCCUCACCGGCCUAUCCUGUGUCUACCGGCUCCACAAGGCUUUGGAGGCUGAGGAGAGGGGUCACUGGGCCCAGGUCUUUGCCCUCCUGGCACAGGAAACACUCUGGGACCUGUGCAAAGGCUUCUGCCCCGAGGGCCAGCCUCCUUCUUUGGGGCCCUGGGCCUCAAUCCUUGACCCCUUCCCCUGACCCUCCCCUUUCACCCUAAUUCCCACCCCCAAGCCAGACUCAUCCUGGGCAGGGGCUUCCAUAUGGCACCUGGUUCUUCCCAUCGUGUUCCGGUUCUUGGGCUUAGGGCUGCACCCUGGACCAUGCUUACCUCUCCCCCGUCUUCUUCCCUGGGCCCUGACAGGCAAAGAGGCCAGACUCUGGGUGCCGGGCAGCAGGUGCAAAACUAAAGGCAGGACUUGCAGACAGUGUGUGUGGUUUGUGGUGUGUGGUUGGUGUGUGUGUGUGAGUGGGGUGUGGGGUGUGUGUGUAUGUGGUCUGUGUGGGGUGUGUGUGUUGGGGUCAGGACUGAGACGUGUGUUUUAAAAGAUGCUGGAAGGGAAGCCGCCCCUAAGUCGGGGGUCCGGCCCCGGCCCUCCCCUGGCGUCCCUGAGGCCCUGGGCAUCCGGGGGGCCUUCUGAACGCUCCACACCCCAUCUCCGUGCCCCUUGAAGCCCAGCCACUGCUCCGGGCCCUGAACCUCCACGUCCCCACUGGGUGGGGGCAGCCUGGCGUUCUUGGUUUGUCUGUUGGGAGUGAAGGGAAGCGGGUGGAGAAAUGCACAUACCAGGGCAGGAGGGAUGUGUCGGGUCCAUCUCAACAAGCCCACGGGGAGCGGUCGGAGGAGGGAGCGAGGCUGGGAGGGGG
Messenger RNA from Myotis lucifugus (little brown bat), 1575 nucleotides. It is a transcript of the gene FAM180B, whose product is annotated as family with sequence similarity 180 member B. The transcript has 3 exons. Bases 286 to 909 code for a protein of 207 amino acids. The record is from RefSeq and is a predicted model, not a curated record. NCBI's taxonomy places the organism in Eukaryota, Metazoa, Chordata, Mammalia, Chiroptera, Vespertilionidae.